AUGGCGGCACCGUCAUGGGUGGCGGCAUCAGCGCCUAGCCCCUGCGGUUGCAUGACCAAGGAGGCCACGGGGCCGAGUUGCUGUGCUACAAUUUCGGCAACCACAUGGCGUGGCUACUCCUGUGUUCCAGUUGUUACAACAUUUGUUUGGAGCUAUUGUGAAGCUCCUAGAACAACAUGGGCAACCACGGGGGCGGCUGGAACGUGCUGGCAGCCAUGGGAGACUGCUAGAACUCGCCAGUGGGCUGCUGGAACGCGCUAG
Molecule: messenger RNA, 261 nt
Organism: Prunus armeniaca (apricot)
Lineage: Eukaryota; Viridiplantae; Streptophyta; Magnoliopsida; Rosales; Rosaceae
Source: the annotation of a GenBank genome assembly